AUAGUGUCUGGGCCGGUGUGGGCCGAGGCAGCAGACCUCGGCUGGUGCGUUCUGAUCAACAGCUCACGGUACGGCAUAGUGGUUCAUAGUGGUACAGCAGCAUCAAUCACCGAUUUCCGGGAGCCGUCGCUGCUGUUGACCAGCUUCCAGCCAACAUGGCCAGCCUUCGGCUCGUCACCCUCCUGAUCCUGCUGGUCACAGGUGUUCACAACUCGUUGGAAGUAGACGAGCAGCAGAGAGCGGCCGUGCCCUCAGCUGUCGUUGACAUGCAGACGAGCCUGGGCACACUGGAACGAUUGCUGACUGCCUUGAAGACCGAGGUGAAGUGUCUAAUGUGGCCUACUGCGCUACCAAUUGGCAUGGCACAGUACCAAGAACCAGAGAUACGCGCCUGCGCUCGCUCCUGUCUGCAGCUGCGCAACCAGGGUGGCGCCUCAAGGGACGGCGUCUACUGGUUUACCGGGAUGCCGGCGCCGGUGCUGUGCGACUUCAGCCACGACGGCGGCGGCUGGACGCUGUUGGUGACAGCUAACUCCCAGACCGGCUGGGACAUGUUGAGUAUAUUCAGUCGGAACCCGCUGUCGCCCUCGUUCACUGACAACUACUCAAUCCUGGGCCAGGCGGACGCCAUCCGAGACCUGGGCAACAGCUCCCGGUUCGCCUACCGGAUCGAGGCGCAGGCGGCGGAGCGGGGCCGCCGCCACUGGGGCGGAGUCUGGCUCGCUCCCCGUCACUACAGCUUUGUCGACGUCCAGGGCCUCCAGACCGAUGUCGAGCUCGUCACAAAGUUCGACAGCUGGCAGUACCAGGAUAAGGGUAUCGAGGAGAGGAUGCCGUGGCUGAGAGGGGGGCUGGACACGGUCCUCACCACCAGUUCUGCAGACGGUGACGACUGGUGGGGCACGCUGGUCAUCAGUCGGCUGCACAGCGACGCCUUCUGGAAACACGCGCCCUGGAUCGACGGUCCAGAGGAGGAGCAUAGCGGCACAGUCCUCUACUGGAUGCGCGAGGAAGAGCAUUAGCUCACAGCUUAACAGACACGGUGGCUCUGCGCUGUCGAUCUGAAGAAUGUCCUGGGGCUAAAUACUGCCGGUGUGCUAACUUGGGAGCGGCCUUCGAUAAUCAUUACAAGCUUGAGGGCGCGUUUUUAAACAAUGUCUAGCCAUAUUUUAUCGCAAAUAUAUUAUACCUGCAUA
This is a messenger RNA of Amphibalanus amphitrite, 1196 nucleotides long. RefSeq lists its product as uncharacterized. The coding region runs from base 156 to 1022 and encodes 288 amino acids. The record is from RefSeq and is a predicted model, not a curated record. NCBI's taxonomy places the organism in Eukaryota, Metazoa, Arthropoda, Thecostraca, Balanomorpha, Balanidae. The transcript has 2 exons.